CCAGAAGCAAUACUUUGUUUUCUGUUGCAAUGCAGAGAGAAAGAGGGUGCCUUCGUUUCGCAGGAGAGCUUGAAGCAUUGCUCGAAGCACAGGACAACGCAGAAGCAUAAGAAGAAGUAGAAGGAGAGAGAGAUCGGUAGUAUCGCCAAGGGAAGGAGCAAUGUGGAGGUUGAAGAUUGCCGAGGGCGGGGGAGGAGGAGGCUUGCCAUUACGGACCUUGAAUAAUCACGUGGGGCGCCAAGUGUGGGAGUACGACGAGCAUGGAGCAGCAGGCGAUUUGGCGCAUCGUGUCGCGGUGGACAAGGCGCGCGUUGCGUUCGCGGAGAAUCGCUUCGAGCAGGCUCACAGUAGCGAUCUGAUCAUGCGCUUGCAGUUUGCCAGGGAGAAUCCGUUGCCUGAGCUCCCAACUCAAGUGAAGAUUGAAAACCUCUCUGACCUUGAUGAAGAGGCCGUCACCACCACUCUUCGUCGAUCCAUGCGCUUUUACUCGACCCUACAAGCUCACGAUGGACACUGGCCGGGUGACUACGGGGGUCCCAUGUUCCUCAUGCCUGGACUGGUUAUUGCACUGUACGUCACGGGGGCACUUAACACUGUUCUAACUCCAGCCCACCAGAGUGAAAUGCGCCGGUACCUUUACAAUCAUCAGAACAAGGAUGGAGGUUGGGGAUUGCACAUAGAGGGACACAGUACCAUGUUUGGCUCUGUACUGACGUAUGUUACACUGCGGAUACUUGGUGAUGGGCCUGAAGGGGGCGACUUUGAUGCACUUCGACGAGGACGGAAAUGGAUCCUAGAUCAUGGAGGUGCUACGUAUAUAACCUCCUGGGGCAAGUUCUGGCUUACCGUUCUUGGAGUAUUUGAAUGGUCAGGAAACAAUCCCCUGCCUCCUGAAACUUGGAUACUGCCGUAUUUUCUUCCUAUGCAUCCAGGUAGGAUGUGGUGCCAUUGCCGCAUGGUCUAUCUCCCAAUGAGCUACAUAUAUGGCAAGCGAUUCACUGGGAAAAUCACUGAACUCGUGAAGGCAAUUAGGGAAGAGAUAUUUGUUCAGAAGUAUACUGAAGUAAAUUGGAAUGAGGCUCGGAAUCUAUGUGCGAAGGAAGAUCUGUAUUACCCUCACCCAUGGAUACAAGACGUGUUGUGGGGUACGUUGGAUAAGGUGGUGGAGCCUAUUUUGACAAGAUGGCCUGGAUCCCUUCUUCGUAAAAAGGCGUUGGCUCGUACCAUGGAGCAUAUUCACUACGAGGAUGAAAACACCCGUUAUUUAUGUAUUGGUCCAGUGAAUAAGGUUAUGAAUAUGCUGUCCUGCUGGAUAGAGGACCCUAACUCAGAAGCCUUCAAGCUGCAUUUGGCACGGGUUGUCGAUUACCUAUGGGUGGCUGAAGAUGGCAUGAAGAUGCAGGGAUAUAAUGGAAGCCAGCUUUGGGACACAACGUUCGCAGUGCAAGCAUUGGCCGCUACAAAGCUUCCAGAUGAAUCUAUGAGUAUGCUCAAGAAGGCCAAUUCGUAUAUCGAUAAUUCUCAGGUGAGAGAAGAUUCUCCAGGGGAUAUGGCCUACUGGUAUCGUCAUAUUUCUAAAGGUGCUUGGCCUUUUUCUUCAAGAGACCACGGAUGGCCUAUCUCUGACUGUUCGUCUGAAGGCUUAAAGGCGACACUGAUCUUGGCAGACUUCCCAAAAGAAUUGGUUGGGAAUCCGAUUGCAGCAGAGCGCUUAUACGAUGCUGUGAAUGUCAUCCUGUCUUAUCAAAACGAAGAUGGAGGGUCAGCCACUUAUGAAAGAACAAGAUCUUAUCCUUGGCUUGAGGUCAUCAACCCUGCUGAGACUUUUGGAGAUAUUGUAAUUGAUUACUCGUAUGUCGAAUGCACGUCAGCGUGCAUGCAAGCGCUCGCUUCUUUUCAGAAACGAUAUCCUCACCAUCGAACUAAGGAAAUUGCUAAGUCCAUUCAACGGGCUCGUAAAUAUAUUGAAAGCAUUCAAAAGGACGAUGGCUCUUGGUAUGGAUCUUGGGCAGUGUGUUUCACGUAUGCAAUUUGGUUUGGUGUCUUAGGGUUGAUUGCUGCCGGUCAAACUUAUGAAUCAUCUUUCCAUAUUCGAAUGGCUUGUAAGUUCCUUCUCUCAAAGCAGCUUCCUGAUGGUGGAUGGGGAGAGAGCUACCGUUCCUGUCAAGACAAGGUCUACUCUAAUUUGCCUGGUGGAAAAUCCCACGUUGUGAACACAUCGUGGGCUAUGCUGACGCUUAUUGCUGCAGGACAGUGGGAGAGAAAUCCCGAGCCUUUGCAUAGAGCAGCUUCAGUACUUAUUAAUAAGCAAAUGGAGUCUGGAGACUUCCCUCAAGAGGAAAUCAUGGGCGUAUUCAACAGGAACUGUAUGAUCAGUUACUCUGCGUACCGGUGUAUUUUUCCUAUCUGGGCACUGGGUGAGUACCGGCAAAAAUUGAUGGCGUAAGACCGCUUCUAAGUUAUUGUAUUUAGUCUUCGGCUUGGACUGAUCAUAGUUUCUGUCCCUAGUGUAUCACAGAUUCAGACGGUACAGUAUAUUUUGGAUUGAUGUGACGGAACUUUGAAUCUCCUUGCAGUAAAGUAUGAAUUCGGAUAGUCCCGAU
This is a messenger RNA of Physcomitrium patens, 2603 nucleotides long. Its product is annotated as cycloartenol synthase. Gene Ontology annotation, molecular function: intramolecular transferase activity. The record is from RefSeq and is a predicted model, not a curated record. Gene Ontology annotation, cellular component: lipid droplet. Lineage: Eukaryota; Viridiplantae; Streptophyta; Bryopsida; Funariales; Funariaceae. Gene Ontology annotation, biological process: triterpenoid biosynthetic process.